UUGUUGCUUCAGAUUUCCUUCAAAUUUUAAUUCCACUUUAUCAGGAGGCACAGGCCAGAACAUGAAUGAGGCAAUUGGAGCUGCAGUCUGCACUAGUGAAUCGACUCAACUGUGUGUCCCUGCUACAAACACUGAUCAGCAGGAUUUGCAAACCUCAAGUCCUGGUACAACAAACACAGACACCAAAAGGGAAGACAAAGGAUUGCAAGAGAAUGAAAUUCUCACCUCCUAUGUCGUACUGUUUGACUAUGUGGCGCAGAACCAUGAAGAGUUAACCGUAAGAAAAGGAGAGUUUGUGGAAAUCCUUAGCAAGGAAAGGGAUUGGUGGCUUGUUCAGAAAGUUCGGAAAAAUUCUGAAUCCUCCAAGCAUAAUCAAUCCUGCUCUGGGUUUGUUCCUGUUGAGAUACUCGCAAAAGUUAAGAGCUUGGAGGGAGAACCUUGGUACUGUGGGAAAAUGACCCGAUUUGAGGCAGAAAACCAUCUUUCUUCCAGUGACAACGUUGGCUUGUUUCUUGUCCGCAGAAGUGAAUCAUUGCAGGAUUCAUAUGUAUUAUCAGCUCGAACUGAAGAAUCUGUUGUUCAUUUUAUAAUUUUUCAAAACGGAAACGGCAGAUUUCACAUCAAAGAAGAUCUUGGCUUUACCACUAUUCAUGAAUUAGUUGAACAUUAUAAAAAUAAUGAAGUGCAUUGUGGAAUUAAAUUAAAAAGGCCAAGUGAAAAGAGAAAGCCAGCUUUUCACCACUUAUCAUAUAAGACUGUGGACAAAUGGGAAAGACCAAAAGAAGAAUUCACUUUAGUGAAACGCAUAGGAUCUGGUAAUUAUGGAGAGGUAUGGAAAGCCAUCUGGAACAAUAAUGUACCUGUUGCCAUUAAAAUGUUAAAAGCAGAUAAUACAGAUUCCAGCAAUUUUCUGAAAGAAGCACAAAUUAUGAAGAGCUUCAAGCACCAGAAUCUGAUCACACUGUAUGCGGUAUGCACCAGAACACAACCAUUUUUCAUUGUCAUUGAAAUGAUGAAACAUGGAGAUCUCCUGAAUUAUUUAAGGAAAUCUGAAGGUUGCUUUACAACUGUACAAUUAAUAAACAUGGCAGUUCAGAUUGCUGCUGGAAUGUCAUACCUUGAAUCCAAUUGUUAUGUUCAUCUGGAUUUAGCAGCAAGAAACGUUCUUGUGGGCGACAACAUUAUUUGUAAAAUUUCAGACUUUGGGCUUACUAAAUUGUUAAAGGGUACCUCUGCUACUGAAAUACCCGAUGGUCAAUUUCCAAUUAAGUGGACUGCUCCAGAGGUUACAUCUAAAAAUCAGAUUUCUAUGCAGUCUGAUGUAUGGUCCUUUGGUAUUGUUCUGUAUGAGAUCUUUACAUUUGGAAAAGUACCAUAUCCUGGAAUGCCAAAUAAAAAUGUAUUAAAAGAGUUGGUCAAAGGCUAUAGGAUGCCAUGUCCAAAUGGCUGUCCUCAACCAAUCUACAACAUCAUGAAAGAAUGUUGGAAUGAAGUUCCAUCUCAAAGGCCAUCAUUUAGUACACUGAAAUUACAGUUGGAAGACUUCAUUACUACCAAUUACGGUUCACUGUAUUAAUCAUCUUUGAAAUGAGAGAAGAAUCUGAUUUGAAAUUGCAACCAGGUAGGAUUUUGAAGGAGCAAUAAAAGUAAAGUUAAUGCUAUUCACUUUUAUUUCCUUGAAAAUUGGACAGCAACCUCAGCUGACUUUAUAUGUGGAGAAAUCAAGAAACUCCUGCCAGAGACAUUCUACUCUUCGAAAGGAUGUAUGUUGUCUCAUCAUAAGCAUCACUGUUCAAAUAUGUGAAAUUGCAUUACUUAGCUGAUUUUUUUGCAAAUGAAACUCACUUGUCCAUCUAAUCUAAAGAAUUUCUUAAUGAUGAGACAAACCUUAAUUACUGAAGAACAACCAAAUUUGGAAUGAAAGUGAUCUUUUGCAAAUAUGGGCCAUCAUUCCAUCAGGUUUCAUCAAUUUUUAAAGAACUAAAUCAUUUUAUUGUACACUUUCUUUUUCUGUCUUUUAUCUAUUUUUCUCUCAAAAAUAUCUUUAAUUCCCUUUUAAUUUCUAAUUUGUAAUAGAACUCAGUAGUCUGACCUUUCUUAGUUCAGACUAUGUACUGGUCAUUAAUGAUUCUCUACCUUGAUUAGUUAGGGCAAAUGUAAUGUCUUCUCCUGCUCAUACAGGCACAUACGCUCUGUUGUGUUUUUAAAACUGCUUUCGUUCUUGGCUGACAUGAUUCUUCAGUAUAAAAAUCCAUAAAAUAUCCAUUGGAAAGUGUAAGUGUAAUGAACAGCAUGCUGCUGACCUAAAGCCCACUGCAUUUUAUUGUUUGGUUUGAAAUCCAUCCAGAUUCUUUAUCACACGUUCUUUGUUUAAAUAUUGUACAAAACCACUGUGCUGUCAUUUUAACGUGGCAACUAAUAUACCACCAGUGUGUCAA
Molecule: messenger RNA, 2438 nt
Organism: Pristis pectinata (smalltooth sawfish)
Lineage: Eukaryota; Metazoa; Chordata; Chondrichthyes; Rhinopristiformes; Pristidae
Product: tyrosine-protein kinase SRK2-like
Exons: 8
Coding region: 62-1576 (504 amino acids)
Biological process (GO): cell surface receptor protein tyrosine kinase signaling pathway; protein phosphorylation; innate immune response
Cellular component (GO): extrinsic component of cytoplasmic side of plasma membrane
Molecular function (GO): signaling receptor binding; ATP binding; non-membrane spanning protein tyrosine kinase activity
Source: RefSeq, a predicted model, not a curated record